AUGGAAUAUCCUCCCCAGUAUCAGCAGCCUCAUGGCCAGCAUCCACAUGCUGCGUCACAUAUGCCUGGACCAUACCAGGCUGCGGCACAGAAUGCUGGCCCGCCUGUCGGAUCAAUGGCUUCGCCUACCAAUCCGCAGGCGCACAUCCAACAAGCUCACCCGACACAGACUUCCCCCAUUGUUACACCGCAAACACACUACCAACAGACUCAGAGCAAUGCCGGCCAAGUUCAUCAGCAGAUGAACUUUCCUCAGUCUUAUGGUGUUACCACGGCGAUUCCCCAGACGUACGGUAUCUCGCCCACCCAGGCGGCCGCAAUGGCGACAGCUGUGGCCUCGGGACAGUUCUACCCUCUGCACCAGGAUUCUUUGACCGGUCAGAUGGCCCAAGGCCCUCGCGGGUCCCCGCGUAUGGCUGGCGUGCAGGUAAAAAAUGAACGCAAUCCUCGAUCGCCACCCCAGAUUCCCGGACAAAUGCCUCCCAUGACGUCUUCAGUGCAAAUGCCGCAGGGUUCUCAGAUGCAACAGCGUCGAAUGAGUCACGUGGGUAGUCCACACGUUCAGAGUGCACAACCAGUUCUUAACCAUGUUGGCCGACCUUCGGUGCCACCAUCGAUGCCGCCGCCUCCUCCUCCCGUGCCGCAAACGUCCCCAGAUAUGAUGACUGGCACCGCAGAAGAAUCCCCUCUCUAUGUUAACGCGAAACAAUUCCAUCGCAUCUUGAAGCGACGAGUGGCCCGCCAAAAGCUGGAGGAGCAGUUGCGUUUAACAUCGAAAGGCCGUAAGCCAUACCUGCAUGAGUCACGACAUAACCACGCCAUGCGGAGGCCCCGUGGCCCUGGCGGUCGGUUCUUGACGGCUGACGAGGUGGCCGCUAUGGAGAAAAGGCAAGCUGCCGCUGCCGGGCAAGAGAACUCGACCAAUCAUGUGAAAUCGGCAGAAGAGAGUCAGGGAUCCGCCCAAAAGCGAAAAUCAAGCGACGCUAAUGAUGAGAACGAUAGUGUGACCAAGAAGGCUAAGACAGCGAGCGGGGACGGGAGUACACCUGAAUCUGCGGAGCCUUCGGAUGAGGAUGGUUGA
This is a messenger RNA of Monascus purpureus, 1080 nucleotides long. The record is from the annotation of a GenBank genome assembly. NCBI's taxonomy places the organism in Eukaryota, Fungi, Ascomycota, Eurotiomycetes, Eurotiales, Aspergillaceae.